Molecule: messenger RNA, 1140 nt
Organism: Nerophis lumbriciformis (worm pipefish)
Lineage: Eukaryota; Metazoa; Chordata; Actinopteri; Syngnathiformes; Syngnathidae
Source: RefSeq, a predicted model, not a curated record
AUGGCCCUUCCAUCGGGCUAUUUUACAUCUGGGAGUUUUCUGUCAACUGCUGGGGCGUUGAGAUUUCCCUUCUCAAAUGCCGUUAAAUACAGCAUCCUUGGAUUGUCAGUCACUCUUCUUCUGGUGGCACUGGGUAUCUUGGCCUGGCAGGCCUUUAGAUGCUUCAAACGCCCAUCCACCAGACGCCCUCAGUCUCAAGCAGUGAAUGGUCAUUUGUUUUACGGAGGCGAACUAACAGGACAGUAUAGAGAAAUUCCAACCAUCAAGGGGUUUGACGGAUGGCUCCAUUAUUCAUUGUACUAUGACGAGCAGCAGCAUCAUCUUGUGGUUACUAUUUUGAAAGUGGAAGGGUUUCAAGACCAAAAGCCAACAAGCAGCCACCAAUUGUUUGUCCAAAUUAAGCUGUUAUGGACUGGAUGCGAGAAAGAUGUAGCUCACAUUGAUGAAAGGAGUGAAGGGACAUCACUUGCUCUGUGCACAGUGCUGCAGGACUGGCAGACUCGCAUUGUAAAAGGCACCUGUAACCCAUUGUUUGGAGACCAGUUCAGUUGUAUUCUGCGUGAUGAACAACAGCUGGAUCAUAUCGCCCUAAGGAUGGAGGUGAAAAACUUUGACAAAUUCUCCAGACACACAGCAUUAGGGGAGGUGAGGACUUCUCUCGGACAACUCAAUAUCUCCUACCCUCUUGAGCUAAAAGGAAAGCUCAUCACUCCCCGGAAGGAUCUUGUCGGGGAAGUGCUUCUGUCCCUGAGGUUUCUUCCAACGUCUCAGAGGAUUGAGGUUGGAGUGUUAAAGGUUCGAACGAUCCAUAAGGAAAAACACAUGGAUGCAGCUCUCUAUGUCAGGAUCAGUGUGCAGUGCGACCGAUGCAAGUUGAAGUACCAGAAAACAUCCGCAGUGACGCGUGGCACUAUGACUGUCUUCAAUGAAGUUCUUGUUUUCUCCUUGCCAGAAUUUCCUCUUCAGCAGUGUAAAAUUUUAGUUUCUCUUUAUGGGACUCACUUAAGUAAGAAAUCACCAAAGCAACUGAUUGGACAAUUAAUGGUGAAGAAGGACAAGAAUUCUGAAAAUGAACACUGGGAUCUUAUGCUCCGAUCAGUCCGCCAACCAAUUGCAAGGUGGCAUGCUCUGCUUAUCUGA